Molecule: messenger RNA, 7035 nt
Organism: Diorhabda carinulata
Lineage: Eukaryota; Metazoa; Arthropoda; Insecta; Coleoptera; Chrysomelidae
Product: transcriptional activator cubitus interruptus
Exons: 11
Coding region: 274-4431 (1385 amino acids)
Biological process (GO): regulation of transcription by RNA polymerase II
Cellular component (GO): nucleus
Molecular function (GO): RNA polymerase II cis-regulatory region sequence-specific DNA binding; DNA-binding transcription factor activity, RNA polymerase II-specific
Source: RefSeq, a predicted model, not a curated record
ACUUAGUUGAGUUGUAAGGUCUGCCUGUCAACCGAAAUAUUCUCCUGCCUCUGCAUUCUGGUUAGUUCCAUGUUGUCUGCAGUGUUUUAUGUAUGUAGUGAAUCGUUUUUUUUUUCGUACCUACCGACACACGCAAAUCAAAACAAUUGACAAUUCGAGAACGUUGACAAACAUGUGUUAUUAUUGUACUCUCAUUAACCAUAUGAACUGUAGGGACAACCAGAUUUAGUGACUUGUGACAAAUUUUUUUUGUGAUGGAAUGUGAUUAGUGACAUGCCGGAGAAAGAAGCGGAUUUUCAGACCGCUAUGUCCGCAGGACUUCCCAUGCAAUUUCCUUCAGCUUUCGCUGCCUUUCACGCUCCUUUGCCCGUUGAUCAAAGAACUCACGACGGACGGUACGUCUGGGAUCAUAGGAUGCAGCCUCCUCCUACUGGUGCCUUCCAUCCGCCAGCUCCAUCAAGUGUCGGUGGUAAUCCUGGAGGCGGUUUACUUCUAGGAAGGGAGCUGCAUCCAGCAUAUCGGUUACCUCCACAUAUGGAGUAUCUGUAUUCUCUCCAACAUUCCACUGGUAGCUCCAUUCACGGGCUAGGACUAGGAACAGAAUAUAUAACUGCCAGAGGUCUUACAGAUGUCCAUACAGCAUCUACCUUGGGAAGUUCGGAAUUUCCAUUCAGUAUAGAUGGUUCCAGGUUGAACAGUCCUCGACCGGGCAGUAUAAGAGCUUCUCGUAAACGCGCCUUAUCAUCCUCACCUUACUCAGAUUCUUUUGAUAUUAAUUCGAUGAUAAGGUUUUCCCCAAAUUCCCUGGCAUCUAUAGUCAAUGGAUCGAGAUCAUCUAGUGCGAGCGGUUCCUAUGGACAUCUGUCGGCAGGAGCCAUUAGCCCCGCUUUGGGCAUGCAUCCGAUGCACCUUCAACAACUCCAAGCACACUUGAUGCGUAGCUCGGGAUCUUUAUUACCUUUACCUCCUGCUGCACCUCCGCCUCAUCCUAUGUAUUCUUUGGGACAUCAUCCGCUUCACGUAACACACAAUAUUAAGACUGAUAUUUUAAAUGACAGGAAAAAGUCUGAAACUAGUACAAUAACACAACUCGAUGUCGACUCAACGACGUCAAGAAAAUCCAAAGUGAAAAAAGAACCGUCUCCAAAUUUCUGUGGACAAGAGGGGCAAAACGAUCCCAUCGAUCUCAAAGACGAACCAGGAGAUUUUAUAGAAACGAAUUGUCAUUGGAAGGAAUGCUCAACAGAAUUUGGAACUCAAGAAGAAUUAGUAAAACAUAUCAACAAUGAUCACAUACAUGCGAAUAAGAAGUCAUUUGUAUGUCGAUGGGAGGGGUGUUCAAGAGCAGAAAAACCUUUCAAGGCUCAGUACAUGUUGGUUGUACAUAUGAGAAGACAUACAGGAGAAAAACCUCAUAAAUGCACGUUUGAAGGAUGUGCCAAAGCUUAUUCGAGACUAGAGAAUCUGAAAACUCAUUUACGAUCCCACACUGGCGAAAAACCUUAUACCUGUGAAUAUCCUGGUUGUGCUAAAGCAUUUAGCAAUGCCUCUGAUAGAGCCAAACAUCAAAAUCGUACGCAUAGUAAUGAGAAACCAUACGUGUGCAAAGCACCGGGAUGUACGAAACGGUAUACCGAUCCGAGUUCUCUAAGAAAACAUGUGAAAACUGUACACGGGGCAGAAUUUUAUGCCAGUAAAAAACAUAAGGGAUCCGAACCAGGACCUGAUGAUGGCCCGGCCGGAUUAGAUUCCAGUCCAAGAAGUGAGGAUAUGCAAAGCCAUAAAACAACCAGUCUCAGUAGUCCGAGUAUCAAAUCUGAAUCUGACGUUAAUUCUCCCGGUCACCAACAAGGAAGUCCACUCGGUACCACCCAACUUGCAGGACUUGGAGGUUUCAACGAUGACUUACCUAAUGACAUAGGUGGAACAAUUGGUCCUUCUGAUGAUAUACCUUGGGCGUACGAUGCAGAAGACUUAGAAAUAGACGAACUUCCUGUUGUUUUAAGAGCAAUGGUGGGUUUAGGAAAUGAGCGAGGAGGUGUAGCGGUUGCAGAGAGAACACCGAGAGUUAGAAUGAAACAUCUGGUAAAAGGAAAACCGUCAACCAUACCACCCGCAAAUAAUCAAAGAAAAAAUAUUGCUGAUCUUAAUAGACGAAUAACAGAUCUGAAAAUGGAAGGCAAUACAACUGGUUCUGCUCAAACUAAGAGUCAAUUCACUGAUCUCCAACAAAGGCUACAACCUCCUGGUAAUACACAGGCUCAAAUCCGCAGAGAUAGUAAUUCUACAGUCAGUUCCUAUUAUGGCAGCAUGAGAAGUGCGGAUAUGAGUCGAAAGAGUAGUGUAGCUUCACAAUCUUCCAGUAUGCGUCCUGGUGUAGUAGCGCCCGGAUCUUUUUACGACCCUAUAUCGGCUGGUAGCUCGAGAAGAUCAAGCCAGUUAUCGACAGCUGCAACAGGUGGAACCUGCAUUCCUCCGCCGCCACCUUCACAUCUUCUAGCUGGACAUUUACAAAAACUGCAGAAUUCUCCCGGCAACAAUUUAGUACUCCAGACUCAGAAUGCUUCACUUCAACAAACAGCAAUGCAACAAACUUGGUUGUCUACUGCUCUAUCCAAUAUUCCAUCGACAACAACUAGUACAGAUGCUCGCAGAAUGUCGGAACCGUGUCACACUUUGUCCGAUAGGAAGAGCCCUCCACCUCGUCCAGCUUCUGUAUCUUUAUCACCUUUGAAAGAUACUGCAAACUCUUCAGAAUUGCAUCCAAAUCAAGCAGUAGUUUUAGAUGAGGUGGGAGAAGGAGAAAUGGUGGAGAAUAAACUUGUAAUACCUGACGAAAUGGUUAGAUACUUAAACCAAGUAGCAGAUAAUCAAAACAUAAUGAGCUGGUCGGAUACAAAUCAAAAACCGUUAGAAAGCUCUUCACAUAUGAUACCAUCACCUUCUAGUUUUACACUGCCUUCUCCUCAAAAUAUGUCACCAUCUGCUAUUAGUCAAAUUUUACCAUCACCAAGUAGUUUAAAUCAGAUGAUAUCGUCACCUAAUAAUCAAAUGGUAAAUUCUCCAUCUAAUCUGAACCAAAUGAUGCCUUCUCCUGCGGCCAGUAAUGCCAAUCAAAUUAUACAUUCACCGUCUUCCAAUAAUCUUAAUCAAAUGAUGCAUUCACCAUCUUCUAAUAACAUGUGUCAAGUUAUGUCUUCAUCUGCAACUAAUAAUAUUAACCAGAUGAUGUCUUCACCUGCAACUAAUAACAUGAACCAGAUGAUGCCGUCACCUGCAACUAAUAACAUGAAUCAAAUGAUGUCUUCACCUGCACCUAAUAAUGUGAAUCAAAUGAUUUCUUCACCUUCAACUAACAAUAUGAAUCGUAUGAUGCCUUCACCUACAACUAACAACAUAAAUCAGGUGAUGCCUUCACCUACAGCAAAUAACAUAAAUCAAAUGAUGCCUUCACCUGCAGCUAAUAACAUAAAUCAAAUGAUGCCUUCACCAGGAGCUACAAAUAUUAACCAAAUGAUGUCAUCGUCUGCAUCUGUUCAUAAUCAAAUGCUUCAUUCUCCAUCUGCAAAGCAAUUGAUGUCAUUGUCUGGUACUAAUAAUAUGAAUCAGAUCAUGUCUUCUAAUGGGAAUAUGAAUCAUAUACAUACCAAUUAUUCAGCUUCAAACUACGGAAUGGUGCAACAAAGUAACUUUCCUGUUAAAUGUCACUCUCAAAUGAUGAAUAUGAACUGUUUUAAUAGACCCAUGAACCACAGUGGUUGUUAUUCUGUGCCACACUGGGACGGAUGUGGAUGUCAACAAAAUAUGACACAAAAUAAUCAUAUCUGUCGUCAAAGGAAUAGUUAUAUGGGUAACAAUUCAAACCAUUAUUGUAAUAACCAUUACAAUCAGAACCAUUAUAACUGCAACAAUUUUCAAACAAAUUACAACUGUAUGUCUAACAUGUCAGAGCAAAUGCCCUCACCGGCAGUAGCCACACCCUCACCAUCUGAAGCUAUGAAUCCACCUCAACAAGCACAAAUGACACGACCAUGUUCACAUUAUGAACAAAACUGUUAUUCCACCUCCAUAUAUCCUAAUCAGUGUAUCUCUAACACCCACAACUGCACAAAUUGCAAAAAAACCGGUUUCAGUCAGUGCUGUAACCAGAAUAAUGAAAUACAGUGUAAUGAUGUUAGCCAAUCGCAAAUGUCACCGAGUAUUUCAAACAGUGGUACUACAAUGCUUGGGAUGCGCCAGGACGCUUAUCAAAGAACAUUAGAAUAUGUUCAAAAUUGUCAAUCGUGGGUGAACAAUUCGGAUACGGUUAGUAGUAGUACACAUCCACUUAAAGUAGCUGAAAAACCUACUUCAAAUAUGGUCGUUAAUGAUAUGACUUCAUCUCUUACUUCUCUCUUAGAAGAAAAUAGGUUCUUACAAAUGAUUAUAUAAGGAAGAUAUUUAUUGGAUCUAAUCACUAAAAAUAUAUGUAUUAUUGUUGUGAAUAUAUAAAAAUAUAAUGUAUAAUUUCAGAUAUUUUGAAAUGAAACAGAUGAAAACCUAGACAAUGGAACAACUAAAAUAUAUAUUACAAAGUAACUAAAUCUAAUUUAUUCAAUCUCUUAUUGAGAAAAAUAGUUCUCACACCCCACUCUCAUUCUCUUUGGUGGCAAAUCUUUUAUAUUUUUUGUAUAUUUUGAGCAUGAGACAAAGUCUGCUAUUAAUGUAUAUUAUAUAACUUAGGAAAACCAUUGCUUAACUCGGUCUGAUUUUUUUCAAAUAAAUAAAAAGUGAUAGAUAUUUUAAAUCAAAGUCCCAACUCAUUGAGACUGGAAUUCCGUGUGGUUUUCUUGAGUUUAUAUUUCACACAUCAAGACAUUUAGAUACUAUCACAAUAGUAAAUUAAGCUUUAAUGCAGCUAACAAAAUAAACAAUUCUUGAAGCAAAUCAAUCCCACGCAUCCAAUCUGAUGCUACAUCGGGUCCUUCAAAUCACUACAGUACAACAGAAAAGCUAGAACCAUCAUUAGAGUGAAGGAACAAUAUACGAAAAACAUUAGAGAAGACCAGUUAGAAAUCACAAUAAAAGAAAAUCCAAAAUUGUGUUUUUUAUUAAUAUAUUUUAAUAAUAUAUAUUUGGAAGUACCAGUUGUUUCAGUGACAUAAUAUAUAAAUAACCCUGCUUCUAUAAAAAAUAUUAACUCAUCCUUCUCAUCCUCAUUUAUGUCGUUUUAGAUUGUCAUAAACUUAUUAAAAUACAUCAUUUCAAAUUUAGACAAUAUUUUCUGAAUAACAAUACUGUUCUACUCAUAUUCAUUGGAUUGUAAUAUUUUCCACGAAUUUUAUUUAUUCCACAGUUCAUGCAAAAAAUCUAUUAGCUCUAGGAAAAACUUUACGAUUAGAAAAUGUUUUAAAAUAUACAAGGGUAAAAGUAGUAUUUUUAUUUCAAAAAAUUAAAUAAAAAAAAUUCAUAUUACUUUCACUCUUUGAAACCUAAUUGGAAUGUUGAGAAAAUACCUGCUGAUAGUGUUUUGCAAGUGCAGGGAAAUUACAAAGUAUCAAGUUUCUAUACAUAUAUAAAUUUGAGAAAAAAAUAUAAAUCAUUAAUUCUACUCACAAUAUAUAAAGUAUAUAAAAAAAGAUGUUGCAUACAUAUAUUUUUCGUAUCCAGACCCUUGUUUAGUUAAGAACAUUUGCAACCAGUUUAUAUCUACUCAAACGUAUCUGUAUAAAUAUUAUUCAGUGAAAUUUGGGAAAAUGACAAGUAGUAUUUAGUAUUUGAAUUUUAUUUGCCAAUUUGAAUAAUAAUUUUGAUUUAUGAUUUAAAGAAAUUGCAAAAAUAAUACAGAUAUGUAAAUUAUGUAGAUAAAAACUUCACACUUAUUAUAUUUUUUCCAAAAUGUAUUGUUAAAUGUUGAUGUAUUAAAAUGGUUAGCAGAGUUAUUUUUCAUAUUAUUGAUUCAAAGUUCUUAUUAUAGUGAAUCUAAUUAUACCACUCAUGAAGUUGGUAACUGAUUCAAUGUGUCCAAUUAAAUUGUAGCGCCAAACCUGCAAAAAGACAUUUUUGGAGAAGAUAAGUAGUGAUCUUGGUUAAAGAAAUAUGUUAGGCGUACAAAUAUGUAUGAAAUGUAUAUUGUGAUAUGUAAAUUAAUUCUGCAAUACUUAUUAAAAUUUUAUAGAGGCUUUAAAGUUUUGUGAAUAUUCAAAAUAUUAUAACUGUAAGGAGACUAUCUUUUUUUGUAUUAUGUAUAUUUUAUGAAGGGGUCUGUAUAAUGAUGAUCUCAUUCUUUUCGUGUAGGGCCACAUACUGCCAUAUUUGUACAUCUUAUAUAUUAAUAUUGUUUAAUAUUGGUUGUAAAUAUAUAAUUUUAUGUUAUAUUUUGUACUUGCAAUAGAGAUAUAUUUAAUAGAACUUAUGCUUAAUAUUUUUUCAAAAUUUUUUCAUGAAACCUCCCACUUACCUCACCCACAACAACUUUGGCUCCUUCUAAACCCAGUCGUCAAACAAUGCACACAAAUUACAAAACACUAUGUCUUCAAAAUCGUAUGUUAUGAACUUUCAUCUGACCAGUCUAUUCUAAAAAAUGUAAGUGUGGAGUUUAUAGGAGUGUACAACCACCAACAUUAACUGGAACUUGUUCUGCAGCAUACUUGACGAGACGCUGGACCUAACAUUACAUUUCAAUAUGGAAAACGACACCUAACACUGAAAUCUCAAUUAAACAACAAGAGUUUGGAAUUAACCAAAGAAUAUUUAUUUACAAAUUGAAUUAGAACCUUCAUAAAUCGAUAAGUGAAGGUGCUUUUCCGUACCAGACAUUUUAUUUAAUUAAUAGUCUCCUCAUUUCAUCAACAAAUAACUAGAAAUUUCAAGAUAUUAAGUGAUGACAAUAUUAAUUAAGAAUUAUCGUAUGGAUCUUAAAGGUAGGAUUAGCGAUAAUGUCAACGAAAUAACAAACCUUAAAAAUUCGAUAUAAUUGAGACAAAUUUCAGAUUUUUUAAGUUUAUUAAUAUGAUUGGCAGUCUUCAUCCUGAGAUACUAUUAAUAAAGUGUUAA